ACAGUGCACACACGGCGCGACCGAACGGACCGAAGGCACAGCCGAAGGCGACCCGCGACGACGACGACGACGACGACGAGGACGACGAUCGUGAUGAUUGGUGCGGGCCGUGCGUAAGUCGUCCGAGUCGCCCGUUAGCUGUCGAGCCGCGUCCCCGCGUCACGCAGUCGUCAUCCGGCUUUUCCGUCCGUCUCGUUUUUCCUGCGGUCGACGCGCGGCAAGAUUCUGCGAGAGGUCUUCCAUCCGCCACGAUGAGCGACGAAGGAUUCGACCCGUGCGAGUGCAUGUGGAAUUACAUGUCCGUGCAACAUCUACUUUCUAUCUUACGACAAUCACAGGAUUAUUGUUCGGACACCGAGUGCUUCAGCAUAUCGAGACUUCCAGGACCGCAGACGAACGUUCGGGAAUCUUCAGAUUUCCUCUUCACUUGCUUAAUGAUUGGCUUUAUGGUUCUCCUGUACGCAUUUAGACCAUCUUUGCGACGAUCGACCAGGAACAUUAUCAAGAGCAGCAACGAGCCCGGUUCACACGAGGAUGGUCCGCCUUCGCCGCCGACGAUGAAUUAAAUCGCAGAUAUCGCGUCGGUGCUCUUGUUAUUCGAGGUUUUAUAUACCAGGAUUUGUGCUAAACUUAUAACAGAAAUAGAAAGAGUUAUGGUAUAUAGAUACGAUGUUAAUAAUCAUAUUAUACGCGUUGGCGGGAUUUAUUAGUUUGAUAUUUGGAAGCGUUAACUUCCUUACAUAUUAGUAAUCGCAAUUUUACACGAUAUAACGCGCGCGUACGCAUAUCCUUUCUCUUUAAACUCUCUCUUAUAAUCACGUGCCUAUGUAUAUUAUUAUGUGUAAUAUGAAGUUUUAUCACAACUUUCUGAAGGAUAGUAGCAAAGUUGAACAAUUACAUCACUAACAUGAGAUAAUAACAGAACCCGCUUACGCGCGAUAAGAAGAAUGUAUUGUACGCGCGAAUAGAAUUUAAAAUCUUUACUAUAUAAACAAUAAAAAGAUUAAGUACCUGCGAAUGGAUAGUCAUCUAAUUAUUUAUUCGGUAUUUAUAUUCGAGAAAUGAGAAUAUCCAGACCUUAGAAUCACGAAUAAUUUGUCGCAUAAGGAAUCUCCCACAUACGAUCACCGAGAAUGUAUAAUUAUCUGCUGUAAAUAAUAUAACGAUAGUGAAAUAAUGUAUGAUAAUUGAGAAUUUCGGAAUCUUUUGUGAUUGUCAAGAAACAGUAUUUAUAUUUUUUUUGUAAUUUACUAAACUAGACGGAAGUGCAUCUAUCUUUUUUCAGUACGAUAAAAUCGAUAUCUAAAAAUUAAAUUUUGUUAUCUACAAUGAAAAAAGAGAAUAUAUUUAUAGUUUUAUAAUAUAUAUUUCGAUACGCAUAUUAUAUCGUUCAAACAAAGUGGAGAUAUUUUGUCACAUCCGACGUUUUACACGAAUGAAAAGAAUACAGAUUUAAAGAUAUAAUUAUGUACAAAUAACCACGAUUAUCAGCAGUAUUACACGAUUUUCCAGUAAUAUACAUGGUCUAUGAUAAAAUGUUUUAUACUAACAAUGUUGUUUAACGUUGUACAUUCCCCAUAUUUUCGAUAAUAAAACUGAUUCUCCGCAUUGCAUAAAA
Messenger RNA from Temnothorax curvispinosus, 1618 nucleotides. RefSeq names its product small integral membrane protein 14-like. The transcript has 5 exons. The record is from RefSeq and is a predicted model, not a curated record. Gene Ontology annotation, cellular component: endoplasmic reticulum. Bases 252 to 566 code for a protein of 104 amino acids. NCBI's taxonomy places the organism in Eukaryota, Metazoa, Arthropoda, Insecta, Hymenoptera, Formicidae.